Molecule: messenger RNA, 870 nt
Organism: Chaetomium globosum CBS 148.51
Lineage: Eukaryota; Fungi; Ascomycota; Sordariomycetes; Sordariales; Chaetomiaceae
Exons: 3
Coding region: 1-870 (289 amino acids)
Source: RefSeq, a predicted model, not a curated record
AUGGCCAAUAAGACGUCCGCAGUGGCAGAUGAGCCAAUUGAGGUGCUCUUUGCCCUGCAUCCCAAGUUCAACCUCAUGGACUUUGCAGGGCCCGUCGAAGUCCUGACUUCGUGCCUGCACGAUGCGAAGGAUCCCACCUCCAAGGCCUUCGAAAUCACCCUCGCUGGCGGCGAGCCCCAGGUGCUCUCCGAGCAGGGCGUCAUCAUCGGCGCCCAGGCCACUUGGAAAGAGGCCCACGAGCGCCUUAACGACUUCGAUGUCCUCGUCGUUGUCGGCGGUAACGCGGACGAGAUUAUCAAGCAGAAGGCUGAGCCUCUCGACCUCAUCACGGCCUACGCCGAGCUUCAGAAGAACGACCCGAGCCGUGAGCGCACACUGCUCUCCAUCUGCACCGGGUCCCAUUUCCUGGCUCAUCAGGGCAUCCUCUCUGGUCUUGCUGCCACGACUCAUCCGGACGAGAUUACCAAGUUCGAGAACUUGUGCAGCCAUGCGGUUGUCCGCCUCCUGGGCGAACACACUGACGUCAAGGAGGAAGCCCGUUACGUGGUGAACAACCUGCGUUUCGAGCUCGGAGAUGAGGAUGAGAAUCCCUACAUUCGGCGCAAGUCGGAUAGUGGCAGGCGCCCAUCCAAUGCCCGGAAGGGUUCGAUGUCAUUCAAGGGCGCGUCGCGAAGGGAGUCAAUCGCCCGCCGCGCCGCGAUGCGCCUAGGUGGCCUCCGUGUCAUCACAAGCGGAGGAGUGGCGGCCGGCAUGGAUGCGGCCCUAUAUGUGGCUAGCAUCCUGGUGUCGGAGGAUUCCGCGAACGAGGUCGCUCGGGUCAUGCAGUUGACCUGGACCAAGGGCAUUGUUAUGGAUGGUCUUGAUGUGUAA